This is a messenger RNA of Sporisorium graminicola, 1572 nucleotides long. RefSeq lists its product as uncharacterized. NCBI's taxonomy places the organism in Eukaryota, Fungi, Basidiomycota, Ustilaginomycetes, Ustilaginales, Ustilaginaceae. The transcript is spliced from 2 exons. Gene Ontology annotation, molecular function: transmembrane transporter activity. Gene Ontology annotation, biological process: transmembrane transport. The coding region runs from base 1 to 1572 and encodes 523 amino acids. The record is from RefSeq and is a predicted model, not a curated record. Gene Ontology annotation, cellular component: fungal-type vacuole membrane.
AUGUCGUCAUUGAGAACUGCAUUUACGAUGCCUGUUCAGUCGGCCUCCCUGUCCUCCUCGGUGCCUGUGGUCAAGCCCAACACUGCGCAGCUUCGACCGCGCCUGCCCAUCGAAGCGACAUUUAUCAGCAUGACGAUCGAUCACCCCAAAGCCGCAAGCAAUGGCCUGCUCCUUCCGCCACUGUCUGCUUCUGCCCACCCUGCUGAGGUCGCUCCACCGGCGGAAGGCAGGACGGCGAUGGAGCUGGUCGAGGCUGGUGCGGCGGUCGAGGGGGACAACGAAGGGAUGGCGGUGGAAGGCGGGUGGGGCGGGUGGAGGGUGGUGGCGUGCGCAUCUGUCUACUUCUUCUUCACUCUUGGGUUGGUGUACUCAUUUGGUAUAAUUCAAGAGGAGCUCGUAUCGGGCGGUGCUUCGGAUGCUGCGACGCUGGGGUGGAUCUCGUCGCUGACGGUCAUCCCCGUGCCCGUGCUGUCGGUGCCGAUGACCAAGGCGGUGGCUCGCUUUGGCAAUCGUGCCGUGGCAGCGGCGGGCGCCGUCUGCGUCUCUGCCGGCUACGCGGGACUGUCUACCUCGUGGUAUCCGACCAACCAUCCGAAGCAUCCGCUGAGCGAUCGAGUGCAGCAGGGACUGGCGCUGAGGAUGGUCCCGUUGGUGGUGUUCACGCUGUUGCAAGGGGCAGGCUAUGGACUUGUCUUCUUUUCCACGAGCCAGAUCGCGGUGGGCUACUUUAAAAAGAAGCGCGGACUGGUGAUUGGCAUCGUCUACAGCAUGAGUGGGUUCGGCGGUGCUGUCAUCGCCAUCCUGGUGCGAGCGUUGGCCAACAAGGUGGGGCUCGCCUGGUCGACGAGAAUCCUGGGGAGCAUCGCGGGAAUCACCAUGCUGCCGCUCGCAUACUGGCUGGUGCCGCAUCAGGACGAGAGGAGGAAACGAUGCGUGGAAGCCUUUCGACUCUCUCUGUUUCUCGAUGCGCGUUUCAACCUGUUGCUCUUUGCCACGGCGCUGGGCACGUUCCCGCUGUUUGUCCCACCGUUCUUGCUCCCGACGUAUGCAAAGUCGGCUGGAUUCAGCCCGAACACGGGUGCAUGGCUCGUGGCGGGCUACAGUCUGGCUUCGGCGAUCGGACGAGUGGCGUUCGGGAUGGUGGCGGAUACUCGAGUCGGCCCGGUGACGAGUCUGAUGCUGGCACUGCUGGUGUCGAGCAUGAGCAUUAUGGCCAUUUGGACUGCUUCGACGAGCCUGGCGACGCUCGUACUUGCUAUGGUGCUCAAUGGAGCCAGCUCGGGCGCUCUGCUUUCGCUGCAACCGCCCGUCAACGCCGCCAUCUUUGGGGUGCAUCAGACCGCCCUCACAAUGUCGAUGAUGAUGUGCUCGCGAGCAUUCGGCUCUCUGCUUGGCGGACCGUUGAGUGGAUACCUGCUGGAUGCAAGCGGCGGUCCGAAUGCAGGCACACAGGCUUACCGUCCAGCUCUGCUUCUGAUGGGCAGCAUCUGCCUGGUUGCAGCCAUCAGCGUCGUCUUGCUACGAGACAAGGUGGCCAAACGUCGCAACGUCGACUGGCGUGCUCGCAUCUGA